Molecule: messenger RNA, 507 nt
Organism: Meloidogyne enterolobii
Lineage: Eukaryota; Metazoa; Nematoda; Chromadorea; Rhabditida; Meloidogynidae
Source: the annotation of a GenBank genome assembly
AUGUUAAGAGAUAUUACUCGAUCUCAAUUAAUUCGCCUAUUUUCUACAAGAAUAACAGACAUUAGAUUGUGUAGAUUUUGUUGUACAGUAACGAAUGGAUUUAUUGAAAAGAAGGGCCAUACAGGAAGAGGUGUUUUAGCCAUGCGUUCAUUCACAAUUCUUGACUUUAUUGAAGAUCGACGGAGGAACAAUUAUUUAAUAAAAAUUAGAAAUCCUUGGUCUAGAACAGCAUCAACACAAUCCAAUACUUCAAAAUCAACAGAAAAAAAUUCUCCAAAAUGGGAAUACGUUUCCCCACGAUUUCGAGGAAUUAUACAAAAAAUCGAGAAUGGUUCCUUCUUAUUGGGAAUAGAUUCAUUCCAUUCAUUUUUUGAUUAUAUUGAAUGGUGGCAGAAGGAAGAGGAUGAAGUUGAGGAAGAAAAUAAAAAGAAAAAAGAAGAAAAAUUAAUUCAACAGCAACCCCUACCUCCAUACGAAACUACAACUUUAUUGAAAGUAGAAGUUUAA